Messenger RNA from Cyprinodon tularosa, 3447 nucleotides. RefSeq names its product papilin b, proteoglycan-like sulfated glycoprotein (gene paplnb). Gene Ontology annotation, molecular function: metalloendopeptidase activity; serine-type endopeptidase inhibitor activity. The transcript has 19 exons. Gene Ontology annotation, biological process: extracellular matrix organization. The coding region runs from base 769 to 3447 and encodes 892 amino acids. Lineage: Eukaryota; Metazoa; Chordata; Actinopteri; Cyprinodontiformes; Cyprinodontidae. Gene Ontology annotation, cellular component: extracellular matrix. The record is from RefSeq and is a predicted model, not a curated record.
CUAAUUUUGGUAAAGUCUUUUUUGCUGCAUUGUUUUUAAGCAGCCAGAUAGGAGGACUACCAUGAAGAGCCUGUUUAAGAAGUUGCCAAAUAUGUUGUUAUAGGUGGGCUUCAUUUUAUCAUCUUCUGUGUCACCCAGGUUUGCUUGAUUAAGUCUUGAUCUAACAUUCGCCUUCAAGGUUGUUGGGUUGAGAGCAGAAUCAACGGCUGCAUUAAAUAACAGAGAUUAUCCCAGUCUUCAGAAGAAAUUAUUUUUCUAAAGGGCUGUAUUAGUUUUUGUCUAAUGUUGGCAUGAUGGAAAUGUGAGACCAGGUUUGGAUCCUGUUAAAUUAGCAGAGCAUUUUAACUUAUUUAUAAGUCUGUCUCAGAUUGAUUAAUUUCUGUUUCAAUCAACAAAUUCAAUUGUUUUAGAUUUAAUUUUCACUUUGACUAUCCUUGAUUUUACAAAUAAAAAUAAUUAUUUUGGUUUAAAGGUGUAUGCAGGCUUAUAGUAGGAUGGACAUUUUUUUUUUACAGCAUAGAAAUUGUUUAAAAGCUAGGCUAAAAAAAGAAAAGAAAAAAAAAGGUUCUUGCUGCUUGCAUGGUUGAAACCUGACACAUUCUGGGGCUGUGGUUUUGGCAAGCAGAUCGGAUGAGAAGAUAGAAAUCAGUGCAUCUGUCCAUUUUUUCAUCUUGUAGAUCCACGUUCUCCUGCAGAACUGAUCUACCAGCCGGAGAGCCCCUUAAAAAAGCUACUUUUAUUAGUAGAUUAGGUAAGGUGUCUGUUGACAUGAAAAUCCUGCAAAUCCUUGGUCUCCUGCAGCUGCUUGCUUCUGCUCUUACACUGACACAGCCAGUAAAUGACUACUGGGGAGAAUUUGGGGCAUAUGGCCCCUGCAGCCGUACCUGCGGCACCGGAGUGGCAAUGAGAAUCAGGAGAUGUAUUACUUCAAGGACAGAUGGAGGUCACAACUGUAUGGGAUCCUCCAAAUCGUUCCUCACCUGCAAUACACAAGCUUGCCCUGUUGGAUCAAGAGAUUUCCGGGAGGAGCAGUGUUCUGAAUUUGACAGGAUGGACUUUCAAGGAAAACGUCACUCAUGGGUGCCUUAUUAUGGAGCUUCCAACCUAUGUGAACUAAAUUGUGUGCCAGUGGGACAGAACUUCUUCUACCGCCACCGGCCCAAAGUGGUAGACGGGACUCCCUGCUAUGUGGGGCGCACUGACAUCUGUGUGGAUGGAGUCUGUCGAUUAUUGGUCCAUGGAGAGUUCAUGGGUUUGGAUAACGACACAGUUAUAGUUGAAUCAUCUGCUCCUGUUGCUGUUUCCCCCCAUCCAAGAGAAACACACAUGUACAUGUACAGGGCCGGUGUUUACGGAGAGUGCUCUGCCUCCUGUGAUAGAGGCAUGCAGUACCGCUCUGUGGAGUGUUUGGUUCAGGAUCCAUCGAACCCCCGUGUGGUGGAUGAGUCUUACUGCAUUGCUCAACGCCUUCAGAGGCCUCAGAGUCAGCAGGCUUGCAACAUGCAUCCUUGUGCUGCAGCAGAAUACAGCGUCUCCAGCUUUAGUGUGUGUUCGGUGACCUGUGGGGAGGGGCAGCAGACGAGGGAGGUGGUCUGUGUUGGAUCCAGAGGGGAACACCUCCCUGACAACGCUUGCAGAGGACUGGUCCGCCCCGCUUCUGUUCAGACCUGCCGUCGUCCUGCCUGUCACAGGCACAUUUCCUGGCAUGUGACUGAGUUUGGACUUUGUUCUAGAAGCUGUGGUGGUGGUGUUAGAGAGAGGAAGAUUGGUUGUUUUGAUACGGAUCUGAAUGUCUUCCCUGAGGAUCAAUGUGGAUUGGGUAGAAAACCCAUUUCUGUCGAAACAUGCAAUUCACAGCCCUGUGAUAGAGCACAAUUGGUUCCAAGCAUUCAGAACUCAUCAGAAGGUAGAAGCACCAUCAGGUUUGUUCCCCAUGUUCCAGGGGAACAGUCAGGUCCUCCUUGUAUGCAGUCAUCAUAUGGAUGCUGUCCUGACGGACAUACACCAGCGACUGGACCCAGGAACCAUGUCUGCAUACUGGACGACUGUGUUAAUAGCAGGCAACAUGGAGUGACACCAGCUCGAGGAUUCGGAAUGGCUGGGUGUCCUGAAUACCAAACUCCUGGGGUUUAUGAGAGCAACUCCGUUCAUUCCUCUUCUCCCAUUGCUGGCGUUCCACGGCCAAGAGAAACCCUGACGUAUGUCUACAUCGCCGGAGCCUACGGGGAGUGCUCUGCCACCUGCAAUGGGGGUGUGCAAUACCGCAGUGUAGAUUGUAUGGUUCAGGACGCAUCCAAUCCAAGAUUGGUGGACGAGUCUAACUGCAUUUCCCUGCAUCUCCAGAGGCCCGAGAGUCAGCAGCCUUGCAACAUGCAUCCUUGUGCUGCUGCAGAGUACAGUGUAUCCAGCUUCAGUGUGUGCUCAGUGACCUGUGGAGAAGGCCUGCAGACAAGGGAGGUGGUCUGCGUUGGACCGAGAGGUGAACACCUCCCUGACCAUGCAUGCAGAGGACUGGCUCGACCCGCUUCAGUUCAGACCUGCCGCCGACCUGCCUGUUAUAGGCAUAUUUCCUGGCAUGUCACCGAGUUUGGGCUUUGCACAAGAAGUUGUGGAGGUGGCGUGAGAGAGAGGAAGGUGGGUUGCUUUGAUACAGAUCUCAACCCCUACCCAGAGGACCAAUGCGAAGCAGUUGGUAGACCUCUUUCUGUGGAGUCAUGCAACGUGCAACCCUGUCCAGGAGUGCAAAUGGUUCCAAGUGUUCAAAAUCCAGGGGCUGGAGGAAGCCCAAGAAGAUUUGUGCCACAUGUUCCAGAUCCUUUGGUUUUGAGGCCAGAGACACACAGAGAGCUGCCUCCUUACCCUCCUGUGUAUGGACCUCAUUGUGCACAAUCUUUUUAUGGCUGCUGUCCUGAUGGCCAUACCUCUGCGACUGGACCCAGGUAUCAGGGCUGCCAACAAAAUGACUGUAAUCAGAGCAGGUAUGGCUGCUGUUUGGAUGGAGUGACUCCAGCUCAGGGUGUUGGAAGGGCUGGAUGUCCUGACAUUCAGACAAUUGAGGUAGGAAGCAAAGUGAUUUCUUACAGUAAAGCUGGGGGAAAUCACAUAAACCCGCCUAUUUCCUACAUUUACUCAGCUCUUUCUCUUCUGCAUCCUGGCCCUACUGAUCCACCCACUCGAAACGUGUGCUUCUUGCCCCGUGAUGAGGGUCCUUGUGAUACUUGGAUGGUUCGAUUCACCUAUGACAAUAGCACUGGAAAAUGCAAGGAGUUCUGGUAUGGAGGCUGCCAAGGCAAUGCCAAUAACUUCAUAUCAAUGGAAGCUUGCAAGAAAGUGUGUGACGUUGUUGUAAGGGAGCCUGCACCUGCAAGAGAGGCGUCAAGAAGAGGGUCUCUUGGUAGCAUUGCAAGGGCAAGGGCUCAGCACUCACGUCUUGAGCGUAGAGCAUGA